AUGGAUGACGACGAAGUAACGUCUGCGUCUACAUUAGACGAGAUCAUGGCAAUGGGCGGAAGGCUGCCAUUCUCCAAAUCAGCUAAUGUAUUUGCGUACCGACGAUUGCCCCUUACGAGUGAACUGACUACACCCGAGAAAGAUCUGAACCAGAUGCAAGUCACACCCCCGGUCGAAACUGCAAUCCCCGUGAAAACGCCCCCUGUGGAAGAUGUACUAUCGGUUGCAAAGUCGUCAAAAGGCCCAGAGCCGAUAGACCGUGACUAUGUGUUCGCCCCUAGCGAUCCGAUCUCUACCGAGUCUCUUAGUGCAAUUUCGGAUGGAAGAUUAUAUGCUCCGAAGUCGAGCAUCGAAGCCAAACCGGAAGGCGUCACCAAGAAAGCACUGAGCAAGGCGCGUGCAAAGAAAACAAUGGAAGAGAGUACACAAGAUCCUAGCAGUGCUGGACUACGACGAUCCACAAGGAUACACAAGCAGGCAGCACGGAAUUGA
Aspergillus tanneri is the source of this 492-nucleotide messenger RNA. RefSeq lists its product as uncharacterized. NCBI's taxonomy places the organism in Eukaryota, Fungi, Ascomycota, Eurotiomycetes, Eurotiales, Aspergillaceae. Bases 1 to 492 code for a protein of 163 amino acids. The transcript has a single exon. The record is from RefSeq and is a predicted model, not a curated record.